AUGGUCACGGAGCAGCUGGGCCGUGCGCUGAACGCUCUCCGCAACGUGCACAUCCAAGCCUGGUACGAGGCCAACGGCAGCAGGGCCACGGCCGCCGUACGCACGGAGAGGACUUCUGCUGGCCGGUCGUUCCCCCGCGACGGCGGGGAGCAAGAGGGACGGGCCGAGACAUCGGACGACAGAGCUUUCUCGGCGCCCUCCAGCAGUGACGAGAAGGAGGGGGGGGCGGUCUCGCCGCGGGGUACUACCGCGCCCCCCGUCGUGACAGCAUCGUCCCCGGCCGUGCAGCCCAGGAGGCAGCAUUCUUCCCUCCGAUCCGAUGCUGCUGCUGCUGCUGAUAAUGAUGGUGGUGGUUCUGCUGCCGCCGGCGGCGCUGGUGCAGGACCGGUGGCGAAGAAUCCUCUUCGAGAGAGUCUGCGGCGGGAAAAACACCACCAACGGCAGCAACACCAAGACUACAAAUCGUCCAGGGAGAACGAAUUCAAGGUCCUGGACUCUCCCCAGACCGCUGCCGUGACGAGCGCUGAUUCCGCACCGUCUUCCAAAGGGCCGCGCAAGUCCCGCAGCAACUCCUUGCCGUCAGAAGCUGAUGAUGCGGUAGCAGCGUCCACAGCUGGGACGGUCGGCGGCAACGACGGCAAACGCAAGCGCCAAUGCCAGGAAAGUCAACCCCCCCGAUCUCCUUUACCCGCACCUCUUUCUUCGGCUCGCGUCGGCGGAGGCGGCGAUGAAAGAAGAGGCUACAGAGCUGGGCUAGAGACAAUGGCUGCGGGGAGCACCGAGCCCGCGGAAGCGGGGGAGGGUCGUCAAAUCCACUACCAGCGCGGCGAUGAUGCCACUGUCCUGGGGAGGGAGGUGAAGCGGGCGAAGAAAAGGAUGGAGGCCGAGCACGCCGUCUUGCUGGCCGACCGGGACUCGACAAUAAGCCAACUGUCUGGCGAGGUGACAAAGAGAACCGAUGAGAACGCUUUGCUGCUGGUCGCGCUCGACUCCGCCGUCAAGGAGAUGGCAACCCGCCUCUCCUCCAAGGCCUCGGCUUGGGCGCCCAUGACAGCGCGGGGGCGGCGGGGGACAGGGAGCCGGAGGGAGGUGCUCCAGUUGAGCAUCGCCUUGGCCCGUCAGCGGCAGCAGCAGCUUCAGCAUCUCAAGGCACUUCAGCAGAGAUAA
Ectocarpus siliculosus is the source of this 1167-nucleotide messenger RNA. NCBI's taxonomy places the organism in Eukaryota, Phaeophyceae, Ectocarpales, Ectocarpaceae. The record is from the annotation of a GenBank genome assembly.